UUCUUAUUCUUGGACGGCAAUGACCAAAACUGGAGCAAGGAAAUCCGGGCAAGCCACGGAAGAGGGCGGCUAAAGUACCAAGAAAGUAUUGAAACGCGUGCAGACGGCGGCCUCCAAAUAAGAGAAGAGUGAAAGCAAAAGGUCAAAGGAUACCCUCACUUUCAAAUUUCAAUCUUCCUUUUCCUUCUUCUUCCUUCCUUUAUCGUUCCUCAGAUUCUCGGAGAAGAGAGAGGCCGAGAAAGUGACGGCAGGCGCGAAAGUUGCGUCUUUCUGAUCUUUGAAAUAUCUCGAUUAGGCGCCGACGACAUGAACGACAAGGCCAGUGUUUCCAAAGAGCUCAAUGCCAGGCACAGAAAGAUUUUGGAGGGGCUUCUUAAAUUACCAGAGAACAGGGAAUGUGCUGACUGCAAAAGCAAAGCUCCACGAUGGGCUAGUGUGAAUCUAGGAAUUUUUAUAUGCAUGCAAUGUUCAGGGAUCCACAGAAGUCUUGGAGUACACAUAUCAAAGGUGAGAUCUGCCACACUGGACACAUGGCUUCCAGAUCAGGUUGCAUUUAUUCAGUCAAUGGGAAAUGAGAAAUCAAAUAGCUACUGGGAAGCAGAGCUGCCUCCUAAUUAUGAUAGAGUUGGAAUUGAGAAUUUUAUUCGUGCAAAGUAUGAAGAGAAAAGAUGGGUUCCUAGGGAUGGAAAAGCAAUAUCACACUCAAGGGAGAGUCAACAGAAGGCUUCUGCUUAUAGACCUAGACCUGGGGGUAGUGGUGCACAUAGAUAUACCAACAAUGUUGAACAUUCCUCUGACAAAAAAAAUAUUCAUCCACCCAAUACAAAUAGCAGUAUUCCUGCUUCAAAAAGUAGAAUUCCUGCAGCUUCUAAAGUGUCAAAGCAGACCACCCCUGAUCCACAACCACAGAAGAAUGUACAGAAAUCAGAGUCAUCAAUUUCAAAAGCUGAACCUGUAAAGCAGGCUGCUACUGCUACACCAAUUGUGUCACCACCCAGAGUUGAUUACGCCACUGAUCUUUUCAGAAUGCUCUCUGUGAAGGAUUCUAGAGAAAAUGAUUCUGGGAUAUCUGCUGCUAAUGGUGUGUCAGCAGGGUUUCAAUCUGCUGAAGCUUCAUCAACAGUGGAGAAAAGUACUCCAUCAAAUCCAGUUGAAAGCAAUAUUCAGUCUAAAACUGGAAUUGAGGAUCUCUUUAAAGAUUUGACAUUGGUCACACCACCCAUUUUAGAGAAACCCCAGAAAGAUAUGAAAAAUGACAUUAUGAACCUCUUUGAAAAGUCCAGCAUGGUGUCUCCAUUUUCUAUCCAUCAACAACAAGUUGCAAUGCUAGCCCAACAACAGUCCUUUCUCAUGGCUGCUGCAGCAAGGUCUAAUGGGUCCCACACUUUUUCUGGCAGUAUACAUCAACCUGGAACCAAUGGUGUUCACUUAUCUACUCAGAACUGGGGAAAUAUUGGUCAUCAAAGGCCUGGAGUGUUGACACCAGUCACUGAGCCACAGAAACAUAUGCAGAUGGGAAACAUCCGACCAACACAUUGGUCGGGAACUAAUGUUCCUUUACCAACACAUUCGUUGGGAACUAAUGGUCCUUUACCAGCACAUUCGUCGGGAACUAAUGUUCCUUGUCCAACGUCAAGCAUGUAUAAUAUGAGCCCAGUUCAUCCGAUCAACGGUGUUACAAUGACAGGAGCUGGCAGGCCGCCUUCGGCAUUGCCAAAUUCAUCUGUCAGUCUUCCUAAAUCAGGAAAUGAUUACGAUUUCUCAUUGCUAACACAAGGGAUGUUUACAAAACGGUGACCAAUUCUCCAAGCUAUGGGUGAAACAGAUGUUGGCUUUGCUACAUGUAGUGGAAAAUAUUUGAGUUACAGAAGAUAUAGCAUUUGGUUGGGCUUGCUUUUUCAGUUUCAUUGAGCCGGGGCAGAAUCUGCUCUUAAUACAGGGACAGUGGCUUCAUUUGUAUUACUAGGUGUCUAGCAGCAAUAAAAUUCUUUAAAAUUGCUUAAUUGAUUUUUUUUUUUCUUCUGGUAUUCUUUAAGGGGAUGGAAGUUGGCUAUUUCCGUUGCUCCAAUCCAAGGCUUGGCCAACUGAAUUGAGGUUAAUUUCAUUUGAAUAUUUUAGCAAUAAAUUGAAAAGGAAAUUGUUUGAUGUGGGAAA
This is a messenger RNA of Vitis riparia (riverbank grape), 2154 nucleotides long. RefSeq names its product ADP-ribosylation factor GTPase-activating protein AGD5-like. The transcript has 11 exons. The coding region runs from base 307 to 1797 and encodes 496 amino acids. NCBI's taxonomy places the organism in Eukaryota, Viridiplantae, Streptophyta, Magnoliopsida, Vitales, Vitaceae. Gene Ontology annotation, molecular function: GTPase activator activity. The record is from RefSeq and is a predicted model, not a curated record.